GUUUUAUAAACUCUAAACCAUAAAUAAUCCUCAUAUCCAAAUAUUUCAAGCUAAAGACAUGGCCGCAUCAAAAACUACAAUCUUCAUCGUUUUCGUUCUUUGUCUUUCAUGCACGCUGUUGGUGAAUAUAUCUGGAAUUCAAGCCACUAGCUCGACAUUAAAAGAGAGUCUAACAGCUGAGAUUAAGCCGACGAAGGUGGAUCGGUGCAAGACGGAUCGUGAUUGUCCCCAAUCUCAUCGAUGCCAAAAAGACUUUUAUUAUGGUUGCGUUGUUGGAGAAUGUAUUUGUAGAGCUGUUUGAGGAAGCGUUGGAACACCUAAUCGCAAUCUAGAUGAUUGUAGGCGAUUUAAACGUUCAUAUAUGCUAUAAGAAAUGAAAUAUUGUGAUUUAUAAAUAAGAAAUUCUAAUAUUUUAAAAUA
Messenger RNA from Arabidopsis thaliana (thale cress), 420 nucleotides. RefSeq names its product Defensin-like (DEFL) family protein. The record is from RefSeq and is marked reviewed. Gene Ontology annotation, cellular component: extracellular region. Lineage: Eukaryota; Viridiplantae; Streptophyta; Magnoliopsida; Brassicales; Brassicaceae. The coding region runs from base 59 to 301 and encodes 80 amino acids. The transcript is spliced from 2 exons.